AUGGUCUCUCGGUACAACCCUCUCACCAGCACCAUCGACGAGCGUUCGCUCAACUCCUGCCUGCUUCCCCUCGCCUCCGUACACCUCGCCGCCAUCACCACCGCGGAAGGGCUCUGCUCCGCGUCCCGCUCGUCCCCCGCCGACCUCCCCGCAGCCAACGGCGACGCAGGCGCACCCGCACCCUCCGGCGCAGCCAACGGCGCAGGAAAAGGCGCGGGGUUGAAGCCGCAGCAGCGGGAUCCGCACACGUGUCACAAGGGCGGGCGCGCGGAGCAGCCUCACGCGGUGCAGCAGCGGCUGGCGGGGUUCCACGCGUCGCAGUGCGGUUUCUGCACGCCUGGCAUGUCCAUCGCGCUCUACGCUGCCCUCCGCCGCCGGCGCGCGGGAGCCUCUGGGGAGGGAGUGGAGGCGGUGAGUGGGCUGACGGAGCAGGAGGUAGAGGAGGCAAUGGCUGGGAACCUGUGUCGGUGCACAGGAUACCGGCCCAUUCUCGACGCCUGCAAGAGCUUCGCUGGGGCGAACGGUAGUGCGGCUACAUCAGGAGCAGCAGCUGCAGCAGAAGCAGCAGGGGAGUUGAUGGAUUUGGAAGAGCUUGGGUCUGUUGGUGCUGCAGGAAUGCGCUCCUGUACGGUGCUGGAUAUUAGUGAGUUUGCCCCUGCUGCGACCUCCGCUCAGUCGCACGGCGAGGGGGAGUGUGGCGGGAAGGGCAGCAGCGGCGAAGGCGGCGGCGGCGGGAAGUGCAGCAAGAGCGGCAGCGGCAAGUGCAGCGGGCUGUGCGGUACGCCUCGCAAGCCCCUCCCGCGCUACGAUCCGGCCUCCGACCCGCCAUUCCCCGCCUGGCUCACCGCGGAGACCCAGCGCCAGCUCAGCGCGCAGCAGAAGCAGGCAGCAGGGGAAGAUAAGAUGCUCGGGUGGGAAGUCUGGGAGGAGUCAGGCGCGGGAGAAGCGGCAGGCGUGGGCGGCGCUGGGGCGAAUGGAGAGGUGAGUGCGGCGGGGGAGGAGGAGGCGGGGGAGCAGGCGGAGGAGGUGAAGGUUGAGAGGAAAGGGAGGAAGGUUGCGUGGGUGGCGCCGAGAAGUCUCGAGGAGCUGCAAUCCGUGCUGCUGGGAGGCAAGGGAGAAGGAGGAGCGGGUGAUGGUGGGGAGGUUCGGCUGGUGGUGGGGAACACUGCGGUGGGUGUGUAUCCUGAGCUGGGUCGCUAUGAUGGGGUGGCUCGUGUGACGAGAGUAGACUUGAAGCGCCUGCCUGAGCUGCAGCGCGUGGCGUGGGAAGAAGGGCCGGGUGGCGAGGAGAGUGAGGGGGGUGAAGCGGGUGCGCGUGUGAUGGGGAUUAGAUUUGGUGCUGCUGUGUGCUUGGCCGAUGUGAUUGCUGUGCUGGACACAGUAGCAGGGAAGGGAACUGGUGCUUCCACCACCAGCAGCAGCAGCAGCACCAGCGACGGUGCUCCAGUAAUUACUUGCUGGGAUGAAGCAACGGCGGCAGGAGCAUCAUCAGCAGCAGCAGCGGAGGUGUUCUCUAGCGUGGCGGCUCACCUGCGCAAGGUAGCAGGGCCGCACGUGCGCAACGCUGCCAGCAUCGGUGGGAACCUUGUGCUCGCCGCCUCUCGCCGCGCCUUCCCUUCUGACGUCGCCACACUCCUGCUCGCCCUGAACGCCUCCGUGCGCACCGCCACUCCCACCCUCCCCACUGCCGCGUCCGGCGCAGGAGGAGGAGCAGGAGGAGCAGGAGGCAGUGACGGGUGGGAAUGGGAGGAGGUGUCUCUAGAGCAGUUUCUGCUGCGCGGUCCUCUGCCCAGCACCACUCUGCUGCACUCCGUCUUCCUGCCCUGCCCCUCGCUCCCUCCCUCCGCCUCCUCUGCGGACCAGAAGCUGGUGUUUGACUCCUUCCGUGCGUCUGUCCGCCCCUCUGGCAACGCCUAUGCGUACGUCAAUGCCGCGUUCCUCCUUCGCCUCACCCCCGCUUCCUCUUCCUCCUCCUCCUCCUCGUCCCCCAUCAUCCACUCCGCUCGGGUGGUCUUUGGGGCAUUUGGCAGCCCCCACGCCAUCAGAGCGCGCCAAGCCGAGUCCUGCCUGCUUUCUGCAGCAGCCAACGGCGCGCUGACACCUGGCAGCGUGCUGGAGGCGGUGAGGGCAGUGCGGGGGGAGGUGGUCCCUCCGGAGGGGACCCGGUGGGCGGAGUAUAGAGCAGAGGCGGCUGUUGGGUUCCUCUUCUCCUUCCUCUCCCGCCACCUGCCCCAGAUCGACCCGCCCCAGAAGAGCCUGCAGGACGGCGCUGCUCCUGCUGCUGCUGCUCCUGCUGCUGCUGCUGCUGCUGCUGGGGCUGCUGGUGGUGAUAGUGUGAGUGGAGACGGAGUGAGGGGCAGCAGCGAGCAGCAGCACGUGGUGAUGAGGGGGCAGCAGGUGUACAGCGUCACCAACGACGUCUUCCCCCUCGCCCUGCCCCUCCCCAAGCUCGGCGUCGACCUGCAAGCCACAGGCCAUGCGAUCUUCGUGGAUGACAUCCCAGUGCCGUCCUCCUGCCUGUACGCCGCCUUUGCCGUCUCCACGCACGCCUGUGCAAGCAUCACCUCGCGCUGCUACGCCGCAGCGCUCGCCUCUCCAGGCGUGGUGGCGGUGCUGGACGCCUCGCACCUCCCCCCUGGUGGGGCCAACGUGGGCUCGAACCUCAUGGGCUCGGUUGACCCGCUCUUUGCUGAAGGGCGCACGGAGUAUUACGGCCAGCCGCUGGCUCUUGUGGUUGCUGACUCAUACCGCCAUGCACAGGAAGGCGCACGGAAGGUGCUCUGCACGUAUGACUCCUCCCCUCCACCUGCUGCUGCUGCUGCUCACAAGCCAACAACAGCACAAGCAGCAGAACCGGCACCAGCAGCAGCAGAAGCAGAACGACCAGCAACAGGAGCAGAACCAGCAGCAGAAACAGCAGCAGCAGCAGCAGCAGCGGUGGCAGCACCUGGGGUAUCGGCAGGCGAGGCGAGUGGUGGCACAGCCAUUGUGACCAUAGAGCAGGCUGAGGCUGCCGGGUCCUUCUUCACUCUCAACCCUAUGUUCCUCAUGGCCCUGCCCCGCCGCGGAAACUUCCAGGAAGCCUUCGACAAGAGCCCUCUGAAAAUCACCGGAGCCGAGGUGCGCUCGGGCUCGCAGCAGCACUUCUACAUGGAGCCACAGGUGGCGAUGGCAGUUCCAGACGAGGGUGGCACGAUCACUGUGUACAGCGCAACUCAGUCCCCGCAGAUCACACAGGAGAGCGUGGCCGUGGCUCUGGGGCUGCCGGCUAGCUGUGUGCGCGUGGUCACUCGCCGCCUGGGAGGCGGGUUUGGCGGCAAGGCCUGCCAGUCCUCCUGGGUGGCAGUGGCAUGUGCGCUGGCAGCGCAGCACCUGCACCGCCCCGUGCGCAUGGCCCUAGAGCGCAAGGCAGACACAGCCCUGGUGGGCGGCAGGCAUGAGUCGAGGGCCCGCUACGACGUGGGGUUUGACGAGACUGGCUGCGUGCAUGCGCUGCGCGUGAGCGCGGUGCUGAACGGCGGAUGCAGUGAGACCAUGAGUAACUGGCUGGCCAUGGCCUACGGCCCUGCCAUCACGCAAUACGACUGGGGCUCGCUGCACAUCGAUUUCAAGAUUGCCAAGACCAACCUACCCACGCGGGUGACAGUGAGGGCGCCAGGCGAGGUGCAGGGAGUGCUGGUUGCGGAAACAGUCAUGGAUCAUGUAGCUGCAACCCUGAACCUGGAUCCAGUGCUAGUCCGCGAGCGCAACCAUAUCACCACUGACUCCCUCCGUGCCUUCUUCCCCCGCGACGUCCUUCCUGCUGCUCCGGCUUCUCCUGCUCCUGCUGCGGAGGAUGAGGGUGCAAAGGAGGAAAAGGCGGAGGAUGAGGGUGCGAUCGCGGAGAGAGUGUGGAGGGAGGUUAAAUCACUUGCCAGCUACAGCAAGCGUGCAGCGGCAGUACAGGAAUUCAACUCAGCACACAAGUGGCGUAAGAGAGGCCUCGCCAUUGCUCCUGUGCACUACAAGAUCGGUAUCAUGGGCAAGCCGGCACGUGUGACUGUGUUUGGUGAUGCUUCAGUGGUGGUGGAGACAAGAGGAGUGGAGAUGGGUCAGGGGCUGUUUACCAAGGUGCGGCAGGCUGUUGCUAACUCCCUCAACCAACUCUGGCUCAACAUCCUCAGGAGCAGCAGCAGCAAGUAUGGAGUGGACGUGAGCCGUAUCCGAGUGGUGGAAAACGACAGCAUAUCCCUGGCCAACGGUGGCAUCACUGCUGGAAGCAGCACAUCCGAGGCCUCCUGUGCUGGCGCCCAGCUAGCCUGCGACCAGCUGCUCCCCCUGCUGCACGCCGCCAAAGCAGCAGCAGAAAAGGCCAAGGCGUGCAAGCGGCUCGGGGUGACAGGCGGAGGCCCAGGAGGAAUGUUUGGGGGCGGAGCAGCAGCAGGAGCGGGUGAUGUGGUGGUGGGGGAGGAGGAUGUGGCCAGCUGGGAGGAGGUUGUGGGGCAGGCUAAGGCCAUGCGCAUGUACCUGUCGGCUCAGGCUAACUAUCAGCCGAAGCCACUUCCUGGCAGCUUUUUCCUCUCCUACUUCAACUUUGGAGCUGCGGUCUCAGAGGUGGAGGUGGAUGUGGCAACAGGGAGUGUAAGUGUGCUACGGUGUGAUAUUCACUAUGACUGUGGCCGCAGCCUCAACCCUGCUGUGGACAUUGGACAGGUGGAAGGGGCUUUCGUGCAAGGUCAGGGCUUCUUCACAACAGAGGAGGUGGUGGUGGAUGAGUCAUCAGGCAGGCUGUUGACGGAUGGCACGUGGUCCUACAAGGUGCCGUCGUUUGACACUGCGCCCCGCCAGCUCAACGUCUCGCUGCUGCAGGGCUCUGGAAACGACCGCGGCGUGCUCUCCUCCAAAGCAUCUGGGGAGCCCCCUCUCCUUCUUGCUGUUUCCAUCCACUCUGCCAUUCGCUAUGCCAUUGCUGCUGCACGUCACGAGUUUGAGAACCCCCAGACGGAAGCUGCUGCUAAUGGCAGUGAUGAGUUUGUGCGCUUGGAUUCCCCAGCCACCAUGGCUGUGGUUCAGCAGGCAUGUGGGUCGCAUCUCGUGGAAGCUUACCUGGAGAAGCAGCUUAUGGCUUCCCCUGCUGCAGCAUCUGCUGCUGCUGCUGGUGGUCCUGGCUACUCACAGGCCUUGGGGCUCUUUGAGAAGAUUUUUGAAGCCAAGCCAAACGUAGUUUUCACGUCUUGCUCAGCAGUGUUAGCCAAUGAACAGCUUGAAGCCAUUCAGCUGCGGCUGGAGUGCUUAUCAUGUUUGGAAAGGCUGGGGCAGCAAGACGAAGCUGCAAGCAUUUUGAUGUGGACACUAGAGGCACGUGCUCACCUCACCCAUGCGAUGCUCUUUGAUCCAAGCACAAGGGUUCGUCGAGCUGCUGUUCAGAUCCUCUCUGCAUCGCCCAACAUCGACCAAG
Closterium sp. Naga37s-1 is the source of this 5437-nucleotide messenger RNA. NCBI's taxonomy places the organism in Eukaryota, Viridiplantae, Streptophyta, Zygnematophyceae, Desmidiales, Closteriaceae. The record is from the annotation of a GenBank genome assembly.